Molecule: messenger RNA, 1731 nt
Organism: Penicillium maclennaniae
Lineage: Eukaryota; Fungi; Ascomycota; Eurotiomycetes; Eurotiales; Aspergillaceae
Product: putative nonsense-mediated mRNA decay protein Upf3
Exons: 2
Coding region: 1-1731 (576 amino acids)
Biological process (GO): positive regulation of translation; nuclear-transcribed mRNA catabolic process, nonsense-mediated decay
Cellular component (GO): cytoplasm; nucleolus
Molecular function (GO): mRNA binding
Source: RefSeq, a predicted model, not a curated record
AUGACACAGCCCGGCAAGCCGACCGCCGGGGUGCUUCAGAUCCCCGCGGCGGCCACCCAGAAAGCCGGCGCGCCAGCGAAGAAAGCCCCGAAGCCUCCGACACCCCGCCUGAAACUGCUGAUCCGUCGCUUGCCGCCGGGGCUGACGCAGACGGAACUGGAAAAUGCCCUCGGGCAAGACUGGAAAGUCGGUGGGGGCAAGGUAGACUGGCUGCAGUACAAGCCUGGCAAGGUGUCGAAAGAUCCUGCCAAACCAUCCCGUCCAUCCAGAGCAUACGUUCAUGUCACCUCCAACGAGCACAUCGCCCUAUUGUCCGAUUUGGUGCGCCAGACUUCAUUCCAAGAUGCUCGCAACACGACCCAUGAUCCAGUGCUACUGGGGCCUCCGUCGUUGGAGUUCUCUCCCUACGCCAAAACACCCGGGACUCGCGUGCGCAAGGAUGCUCGUCAGGGCACGAUUGACCAAGAUCCCGACUUUAUCGCUUUCCUCGAAAGCCUGACGCAGCCACUCACCAAACCGGCACUGGUGGAUUCGGCCGACAACGAUGACAGAAAGGAAACCGUGACGACCACGCCUCUUGUGCAAUAUAUCAAGGACAAAAAGGCGAGCAAGGCAAAAGAUGGCUCCUCCUCCAAGUCAUCCAAACGAGCAGACAAGGAGUCCAAGCAGGAGAAGGUCCAGCCCAAGAAGCUCCUCCAGCGAACUGAUAAAGAAAUUGCAGCCAACUUGUCUGACAGAAAGACCAAGGGCGAAAAGCCAAUUAAGGAAUCCAGCAAAGCAGCCAAGCAGGCAGCUGCUACCAAAACCGGAAAACAAAGUGCGUCCAACCCUUCGAAGGAGGCCUCAACCUCUGCUACGGAGAGAAAGAAGGAACGGGGCAAUGCCACCAUCGCCACCAAAAUUUUGCAGCGCGAUCUUGGACUGUCACCUUCACCUUCGCCCUCCGGAGGCCGGCGACGUGGUAAAGGUGGCACGUCCGAAAUAGGAUCGCCCAAGACCGAGGGCUCGCGCGAUUCCUCCGCGGCCGCAGCGGAGAGCAAGAAAGAAAGUCUUUCCAAGCCUCCUAAGGGUACACUUACGACAGCCCACUCGAACAAGGCAAAGGGCACCGACUCCAAGACAUCAGAUGCCGGCGUGUCUACGACGAGCAACACAAUACCAACUAAACCACCUAAAGCGGCCAAAUCGAAGCCGGCGCCUCCCUCGAAACCAGCCCCUGGGUCCACUCAGGCCUUCCUCAAGCACGCCAAUCCUUCUCAAGGUGUGACCGAAGCACUCUUGACGGCAGCGUUUACUUCGUUUGGCGCCAUAGCGAAAGUGGAAAUGGACAAGAAGAAAGGAUUCGGAUAUGUGGACUUUGUCGAGUCCGAGAGUCUCCAGAAGGCCAUGGCCGCCAGUCCCGUCCUUGUGGCGCAGAGUCAGGUUGUGGUUCUCGAGCGCAAGGCGAACCCCGGAGGCGAGAAGGCUCGAAAGGCGCGAGGCGGUUCGCAGCAACCCCAGGAGGGCAAGGAUGCCAAGGACGGAAAAGCGAAGACGGGUGACGGCAAUGCUCCUGGGGGAGGGACCGGGACGACGGGAUCUUCCCGAGGUUCUCGUGGAGCGCGUACAGGGCGCAAAGGCAAGGGUGAAGGCGGGAAAGGCGAGGGACCGAGGGCUACAGGUGCAGCUGCACCUGCAGCUGCCGGUGCCGGUGCCGGAGCAUCAGAGAAGACAGGCAGUGAAGCUAAAUAA